Messenger RNA from Staurois parvus, 477 nucleotides. The record is from the annotation of a GenBank genome assembly. NCBI's taxonomy places the organism in Eukaryota, Metazoa, Chordata, Amphibia, Anura, Ranidae.
AUGCACUAUAUCCAGUCUCCCACAGUACACACAACAUGGAAAUGCAAUUAUUUUAGUAAAUAUAAACUGCUAAAUACCUUUUCUCAUCAGCAGUUAGAGCAGUCUUGUGACUUCAGCAGAGCACUGGUAAAAGCUUGUAGGAGGCGUUUUCUUUCUGCUCUAGGAGGAUGUGAAACCUCUGACCCUCUGUCUGGACUGUGCUGAUCACAUUUUGUUUUGCCUUCCUCUGGAUCAACUCCAGACUAACUAUGUAACAUUCACCCUCCCAAGAAAAAAAAACUCACCGAACUGAGCAUGUGCAUGUGACCACGGGUCCAGUCUGUAUCAGGUGGACAUUUGAACAUGAGGAGGGGCAGAGAAGUCAGGAUUAAACAGCCUUGUUGCUCAAUGCAGAGGAUUAACCCCUUAGGUUCCACAGUGAGUAUAACAAGCAUGCUUUACUGCAUAUACAGACUGAUUUUACUGUUGUGGGAUUAG